Messenger RNA from Hemibagrus wyckioides, 4303 nucleotides. It is a transcript of the gene shda, whose product is annotated as Src homology 2 domain containing transforming protein D, a. Gene Ontology annotation, molecular function: phosphotyrosine residue binding. Lineage: Eukaryota; Metazoa; Chordata; Actinopteri; Siluriformes; Bagridae. The record is from RefSeq and is a predicted model, not a curated record. The transcript has 8 exons. Bases 209 to 1390 code for a protein of 393 amino acids.
GCGUUACUCAUUAAACCAGAGGCAGACGCUCAUCUUCUCCGGAUAGAUGGAUACCAGAGUUCACUCAAAAAUGUUUAAUUUAUAGGUUUUUUUUCCAUAUAUAUAUAUAUAUAUAUAUAUAUUUUUUUUUUUUAUUCAUCGCUGACCAGCACAAAGUGAAGGAGUUUGACGUUCUGAGGCAUCCAUGUAUCGGACACAUUAAAGACCCAUGGCAAAGUGGUUGAAAGAUUACUUGAAUUUUGGCAGCAGGAAAGGACCGCCGCAGCCGCCCAAGCCUGAUUACACAGAGAGCGAGAUACUUCGUGCAUACCGUGCCCAGAAGGAGCUGGACUUUGAAGACCCAUAUGAACCCUCGAACCGAGCGAAUAAUGGCUUGGGUACCUCUGACCCAUUCCCUGCAUUCGGAACGGUUCUUCCCAAUGGCAUGGAGGUCAAGAUCGUGUCUCCUAAGCACAGACUGAUAAAAGUGGAAUCUCAGGAAUUCAACCGCUGCAAGGUCCCACUGGGCAUCGUCUCGUUCGAGGAGCCUCAUGUCCCUGUUGUUCCAUCUGCUCCAGCAGUGGGAGACACUGAUUAUUCAGACCCAUUCGAUGCCCGUCCAGACCCACGAGUCCAUCUCGGCUGGGAGUCCGGUUCCAUAGAAAACAGCAGCAGCUACAUGGAGCCAUUCGAGGCCCAGAGAGUCAUCACGGAGCUGCAGCACAUCUCCGAGCACGGCCGCACCGUCUCUCGGGGGAGCCCGCAGCUCUACGACAGCCCAUACGAAGAACGUGGCAACUACAGAACCGGUCUCCCGGAUGAUGAGAGGGAGAGUAGAUUGCCCCAGGAUGAUGAGAGACCUGCAGAUGAAUAUGACCAGCCCUGGGAGUGGAAGAAGGAAAAUAUCUCUAAGGCAUUAGCUGUACAAUUCGAUGGUGGGGAAUGGGAGCGCUCCACACUUCCCCACACGGACAAGCACAGGAGAACUGGAACGUCCAGAACCAGUCCGCCAUCCAGCAAGGCCACCAGUCUGCGCAAACCCAGUGACCACCACACCAUCCUGGGGGAGAGGGUGGACCCUGUGUUACCUCUGGAACAACAAGUGUGGUACCACGGUGCAUUGACACGCUCCGAUGCUGAGAGUCUGCUGACACUGUGUAAAGAGUGCAGUUACCUGGUGAGAAACAGUCAGACAAGCAGAAACGACUACUCUCUCUCCCUCAGGAGCUGUCACGGCUUCAUGCAUAUGAAGUUCUCUCAGUCGCGUGAUGGGAAGUACAUCCUCGGCGAGAACAGUCCCCCCUUCGACACAAUUCCAGAGGUCAUCCACUAUUACACCACCCACAAGCUCCCCAUCCGGGGUGCAGAACACCUCUCUCUGCUCUUCCCUGUGGUGGUCCAGACACUCUGAGAACAUGCACAGCUACACACUGGCCCACGCACACACACACACACACACACACACACACACACACACACACACAAAGACCUGGACUUCUUUUUGCUUAGGUCAGACACACUCACACACCCACUCACAUGUUCAUACACUCAGGGUCUAAUCUUGAUCAGCUUGCAGUAGCGCUUUGUAUUUGAUGAAGUGUGUAGUUUUAUGUGUGGAUUUUAAUAAUGGCUGCCAAUGAUCUUUCAUGAACCGGUUUGAAUCUGCUCCGAGUCACAGUUUGGAGUGUCGCUAAGCUGCAGGCUGGAAUUGAAAUGAAUAUUAAUGUGAUGGCUGAAACGAUGCUGUAGGUUAUUUGAAUACAUUGACACUACACACCUCCCUUUGUGACUAUACACAAAACUGUUUCAUAGAAUGACUUCCAUACAGUGCAUUGCUUACCUUUACAACAAAUACUCCAUUAGGUUAUCUUUGGAAUGGCCUCAACACUAGAAGAGAGUUUCCAUGAACAAUGGAAUUAUGAACUCUUCAUUUCUGCUGUCCUCUAUUAGAAACGCCUUGGCUGGACUGACACACUAAUCCCAGAAUAUCCUACAUACCAUCGAGCUGUAGAUCCUUGUACUGUACCUUCCCUAACUCUGCUGUAGACAAAAACAUAACCUGAUAAAUGAAUAUUAAGAUAUCAGUAAUUAGGGAUGCAUCAAUACUGAUACUUGUACUCAUAAGUGCUCUGAUACCAUGUGAUACUGUAUAACAUGAGCCUAGUGUACAAAACGAGAGCAGUCGGGAGAUUUUUAACAACUGGCAACACGGAACAGACGGACAACUGAACCUGAUAAAGUAUCUUGUGGUGUUUAAACAGUGUCUUAGAGCAAAAGAACAGCAAUAUAUACAUGUAUGUACAUAGACACACACACACAAGUGUGCAGCAUGGAAGUGCCCAUGCAGAUCAGUUCAGCAACCACUAAGAUACUCAUGGUUUCUUUGCACCUGCUCUUCUGCAAUUCACGGUAUUUUUAAUGAGCACACCCGCUGAUGCUGCUUUGCGCACUCAGACCUGCCUCGUGUUCCAUAUUAAUGAUCCUGUUUUAACACCAUAUGUAAAACCCAUCACUUCUGACAGCCAGACACUCAUAUCAGGGGAGGUGGUAUCUUAGUGGUUAAGGUGUUUGACUCCUAAUUAGAAGGUUGUGAGUUAAAAUCCUAGGUCCAUCAAGCAGCUGGUCCCCCGAACAGUCCUCAAUUGCUCAGUUGUAUAAAAUGACAUAAAUUAAGUCACUCUGGAUAAGGGCGUCUGCUGAGAUAAAUGUGUAAAUGUCACCAUCACUAUUGUAUCGAUGAGCCUGUACUUAUUCUCUGGAAAAGUGGCAUUGAUGCAUCCCCAUCAUUUAUAGAAGAUCUUGAUAUAAAUCAAGCUUGGCUAAAACAAGUUGCUUAUAUACUAUCAUCAGAAUGACAAUAUUUCAUCUGUCUUUUGGAGUUUUUGCUGCCCCUGUGGAGUCUGUUAAUGGGCUAACAAGGCUUACUGUUAAAGGAAACCAGGCAACAGCUGUGGAACGUGUGGAAUGUCUUUCCCUGCCACAGCUCAACACAUUGCUGUGUGCGGCGGAAGCACUGACUCAGGCGCAACUUUAGAGAGAGGUGAAAAUUGCAAGAGAAAUCUUCACCUCUCCAGAGUUGAGAACACGCGGUAGCACACGUCCUCUGUACGUCAACCUUUUUUUUUUUAUCCUCUUCGGCAGGAGAAAGGAAGCCAGCGUUCCCCCAGGGCUGCGCUUCAUCAGAGGUUACCGUUCACAGCUCGAAAGGUCACACUUACACUGUUAGAAACUACUGAACACAUGAACACCAGUAACACUUCCUUUGUUUUUCCUGUGAUUGUACGGUUUACAUUCAAGUCGAAUUUCUUUGUAAAUAGGAGCAAUAGAUCGCUGAUAAGGGUAUGUGUACAGAUACACCAUUAUGAGAUUCACCUUGAGUAUUAUUCACUCCCGUCUUAUCCGACGCCGUUUCCCGUCGGGUGAAACCAAGCCUCGUUUUGAUCGUGUUUUAAACAUAGGUUACAGCCGAAGCCUACAUUUCACAGAGGAGUUUGAUGUGUUUUUGGUGGUGAUAUAUUUUGUGUCCAGGCUUCAGACUGAACAAGUAAAAAAAAAAAAAAAUGCUGACAAAAUCCUUUGUAGAAAUUCAAUAUUUAUACCUGUAGCACAUUUCAUUGACUGAGAUGAAUUUCCAUAUUUCAAUCACAGAUUGCACAAGUCCUCAGCUGGAUAAAGGGAUAGAUCAGUGUUUUUAAACCUAAUCUCUACUGCAUGUGUAGAAUGUGCCAUUAUUAUAGACCAGAAUAACUGAAGCACAGAACAUAGAAUAGAAGUCUAAGGGCAGCCAUUGAACUGUAUUGAUUACACUCUAAUAGUAAAGCUCCUUUCAUGCCAUAGUUGCUGUUCUUACUGUAUAAAUGGCAGAUUUCUGUUUACUUAACAAAAGCAAAUUACUUUGGUAAUUUAUUUUUGUUUCAAAUUAUUCCCCCUCAUGAAAGAACCAAUAUGAAGUUGGCACUGGUCACUACAGACAGACGGAGUGAUGCACUCGGUCAAACGUCCCAGACGAAGGUAUUUUACACAAAUCAACUGCCCUUAGACAUCCAUUACAGGUUAGCUUUGACUCCACUGUUCUGUUCUAUGUCAUGGCAAUUACACAUAGGCUACAGAUGCAAUAAAAGAAGGUUAGGUUUUUAAAACAAAACACUGGAGUAUACCUUUAAGCUAUUAGACCUAUGGCACACGCUAGCAUUAUCACAAGAUCUACUCUGUUGCAGAGUGUAAUAUUAGAGAACUACACUGUAGUUGUGCUUGAUUAUGAUGACUACUUUUACUGACUUUCUGUACUUGGUUCUUUUGAAUAAAAUAAGCUUUUUUUUAAAAA